GGCCCGCCGCCGCGGCGCAGAGAAGCGCUCCUCGCUCUGGGCCGCGCCUGCACGUGCUGCGGCGCCGAGGCGCUGAAGCCGACGCCCCGCGGCUCCGCCGAGCUCGCCGCGGGGGAGGCGCGGGCGGGGCACGUCGAGGAGCACGUCAUCGAGGUCUGGGAGCUCCAGCGACGGGCCACGCUGUUCUCGCAGACGUGGCAGGCGCCGUUCCUGCCGCACGACGGG
Prorocentrum cordatum is the source of this 225-nucleotide messenger RNA. The record is from the annotation of a GenBank genome assembly. Lineage: Eukaryota; Dinophyceae; Prorocentrales; Prorocentraceae.